AUGGGACCCGACGAUGGCCACUUGCUCCGGCAAGAUCCAAAGUUGGGCUUCAUAGUCGUUCGUUUCAACAGGAGCUCUAUUACUCCCAUCUCUCCCAAUACUCCCGCUAGCGUACAUCAUAUCGGCACUUAUCAUACCUUCGCCAACGCUCAGGCCACGGCCCUCAGACUUUUCCAGCUCGCACUGAACGACUUCUAUCGCAGGGGACAAAGCGGUCGAUACUUCAACCGGAUCGACCUCGAGCAGUCGGGAUCGAUUAUGAUAUAUCAACAGCGUCCGAGUAAUGGAUACAUGGCCACUCGCGAAUUAGUAGUCAGCGAGUUUCGGGUGGUGCUAGUCAACAUGUCGGACAACUUCUGGGAGGUGGAAGCGCGUCUUAUAAGAGAGAAAUUCACGUUGGUAAAUCCGCACGGUGGCUUCAUGGACAAUACGCCAGUACCUGAAUCGAAGAUGCCCACUGUGAGGCUUCCCCGCAAGCCGGAUCAGCGCGAUAAUCCAGUAACCCCGAGCCACGAUACCAUGCAAGAAGAGCAUAUUACCCUGCCUGAGCUCGCUCAACCCUCUUCGCAGUUUCCUCCGCUAGGUCCACAGUACGAUCAAGAAACUCAGCCAGACUGGACGCGGACUCGUACACCGUUGUUCGACCGUCGAGCCGACCCACCCUUCCGCGGGCCCGGCCACAGACCAUACGCUCAAACCAUGGUCUUCUCGCCGCCUCCACCCACUUUACCCGGACUUUUUGGCGCACAAGACUCCGGAGGUAUCUGGUCGGAGGCAACAAGAGCUGCUGUCUAG
Alternaria ethzedia is the source of this 795-nucleotide messenger RNA. RefSeq lists its product as uncharacterized. NCBI's taxonomy places the organism in Eukaryota, Fungi, Ascomycota, Dothideomycetes, Pleosporales, Pleosporaceae. The transcript has a single exon. The coding region runs from base 1 to 795 and encodes 264 amino acids. The record is from RefSeq and is a predicted model, not a curated record.